CCCUCUCUCUCUUCUCCGUCCUCUCCCCCUCCCCUAUCAUAUGAUCCUUCCUUCACCUCCUCGAGCCCUCUUCCUCCCUGCUGCGCAUACACCAGGCAAACCUACCGAAGCACCAUAAAAUAGUGUUUCGUUGAUCUCCACAAACACCCGUGUCAUCAUCAUGCUCUAUGAAAAAUAAUCCUUGCCAACCUACAGUGUUUCCCUCUCACAACUAGUUCUCUCUCUACUGCUCGAUCUCUUUCUCACUCUAGCGCCGCCACCGCCGCCACUGCCACCACCGCCGUCCCUACAUCACCUCACCAGUUAAGCAAACCCCACAAGAACAGCUUGGUGUUGGUGCGUCGCCAAACCAAACCGACCGCUCAACUUUCCCUAACCGAAGGACAGCAUCUUGUGCGUAUCAGCGUGUAUGUCUAUGGCCUAGUCGAGGCCAUGGAUAUUGCCGGAGAGGCCGGUGGAGGUCGCCGCCUCAACUUCCCCCUGCAGCUCCUGGAGAAGAAGGAGGAGCAUCCGUGCUCCACUUCCCCGGCUGCUGGGUUGGGCGCCGCCCCAGACCGGACGAAUGGGUCCGAGCUGCAGGUCCAGAAGGCGGCACCGCCGAAGCGGACCACGAGCAAGGACCGCCACACGAAGGUGGACGGUCGCGGGAGGCGCAUCCGGAUGCCGGCGAUCUGCGCGGCGCGGGUGUUCCAGCUGACGCGGGAGCUGGGGCACAAGACGGACGGCGAGACCAUCGAGUGGCUACUGCAGCAGGCGGAGCCCGCGGUGAUCGCGGCUACCGGCACGGGCACCAUCCCGGCCAACUUCACCUCCCUCAACAUCUCUCUCCGUUCGUCCGGCUCCAUGCUCUCCACUAUCCCCACCCACCUCCGCGGCGCUGGGUUGAUGGGCUCUCGCUUCGGCGGCGGCGCUCGCUCCGACGCGUGGGACCGCUUCGUCGGCCUUGGGUUCGGCGGCAGCCUGGAGAGCCCGUCCUCCACCACCACCUCCUCGUCAUCCCCGCUGCUGCUGAGCUUCCACUCCGGGAGCGUCGGCCUCGACGUGUCGCCCUCUUCGUCGUCGCCGGCCGCUAACACCGACAUGUCCAGGAAGCGGCGGUGGGAGCAAGAAAUGCAGCAGCAGCAGCAGCAACAUCAUCAACAACAGUACCAGCAGCAGAUGGCUGGGUACACGCAGAGCCAAAUGUCAGGCACGGUAUGGAUGGUGCCGACGAGCAGCGCGCAGGGCGCCGGAGUGUCGCCAAGCGGUGGGGGCGGCGAGUCGAUCUGGACAUUCCCGCAACCCGGGAGUGUCGGCGGCGCGGCGGCAGUGUACCGUGGCGUACCGAGCGGGCUACAUUUCAUGAACAUCCCGGCACCGAUGGCGCUGCACGCGCAGCAGCUUGGUCUCGGCCAGGCCGGAUCCGGCGAGGGGCAGAUGGGGAUCCUCGCCGCGCUCAACGCGUACCGUGGACAACAUGCAGCGGCGUCGGAGGUCACCGUUGCGGGGCACAGCAUCGGAGCAGCAGAAGCCACCGCGCUCCAUCAGCACCAACUUACGGAUCAGCAUCAUCAGCACGGUGGCGGCGAACCCAACAAAAGCAUGAGCGCCAGCGACUCGUAGCGUCGUGGGGGCUUCGCAGCGACCGGUUUGACGUGUCAAUUUUGUGUUUUUUUUCUAUAAUACAGUAUUUGUUCUUCUUAAUUUCGUGUGUGUUCUCGAUUGUUUAAUACAGUAUUGGCUUGUUAGGGCGGCUUAAUUUCAGACUCCAACGAGGAUCACACACACGUAAUAUUGCAUUUUCAGUUUUGCA
Messenger RNA from Lolium rigidum, 1792 nucleotides. Its product is annotated as transcription factor TCP15-like. The transcript has a single exon. The coding region runs from base 433 to 1602 and encodes 389 amino acids. Gene Ontology annotation, cellular component: nucleus. Gene Ontology annotation, molecular function: sequence-specific DNA binding; DNA-binding transcription factor activity. Lineage: Eukaryota; Viridiplantae; Streptophyta; Magnoliopsida; Poales; Poaceae. The record is from RefSeq and is a predicted model, not a curated record.